GUCUCGGAAUGCUGAGUAGCUUUUGGGGUCGGAGUUGCUGAUAUUACUUUCUCAAUAUAAUUAAGCAACAACCAAGAGCACGAGUGGUCAGCUUAGAUGCGGUGGCUUAUUCUCCCAUGCAGCUUUAUAAGCUUUUAUGAGUGGUGGGCUUGCAAGGUAUCAUUAAAUAUACUGGGAUCGAGUCAGCAAUGUUUCCUACAUACAUUACCCAAGGAUGAACUCGUACCCCUAUAUCUGAAACCUAGACCCAUCUCAACAAGGUUCCAAGCUAACCCCAAUACACCAGGCAUUCACCCAUCCAGCCCUACCAGCUCUUAUAGUUACGACAGGCCUCUGCCAAAGCUCGUCAUUGCGUAGGGUCCGCUCAAGAAAUCGGAUCCACCCGGAUACCAAGGAGGCUUACCAGAAGCCUAAAAUAUCUGUGCACGGAUGGCUUGAGCAUGGGCGGGCUUAAGUACCUGCAAGGGUGUGACGGCGGGCUGGAGCUGCGAUCCUAAUGGGGC
Aspergillus homomorphus CBS 101889 is the source of this 503-nucleotide messenger RNA. RefSeq lists its product as uncharacterized. Lineage: Eukaryota; Fungi; Ascomycota; Eurotiomycetes; Eurotiales; Aspergillaceae. Bases 97 to 357 code for a protein of 86 amino acids. The transcript has a single exon. The record is from RefSeq and is a predicted model, not a curated record.